Emys orbicularis (European pond turtle) is the source of this 2346-nucleotide messenger RNA. RefSeq names its product ankyrin repeat and EF-hand domain containing 1 (gene ANKEF1). The transcript has 9 exons. The coding region runs from base 1 to 2346 and encodes 781 amino acids. The record is from RefSeq and is a predicted model, not a curated record. Gene Ontology annotation, molecular function: calcium ion binding; protein binding. Lineage: Eukaryota; Metazoa; Chordata; Testudines; Emydidae.
AUGUCUUUGACGGACAAAAGACUUGAAAAUUUGCAGAUCUACAAAGUUCUCCAAUGUGUUCGCCAGAAAGACAAGAGGCAGAUCGAGAAGCUGACCAAACUUGGAUUCCCAGAACUCAUUAAUUUCACAGAGCCUGUCGAUGGAGAUAGUGCCCUUCAUUUGGCGUGCAUCGCAAAUGACAUAGACAUGUGCAACUUUCUGCUGGAGCAAGGAGCUCAUCCAGAUGUUCAAGACCGAAUGGGACGCACUCCUGCAAUGAAAGCCGCCGAGCUAGGACAUGACUUAGCCUUGGAUAAACUAGCGAAGGCCGAGGCAGACAUGACCAUGGUUGAUAAUGAAGGAAAAGGCAUUUUGUUUUACUGUAUUUUACCUACGAAACGGCACUGCCGCUGCGUUCAGAUUGCUUUAGAAAAUGGCGCAGAUGUUAACAACUGUACUAUUGAUGGGAAGCCAGUAUUCCUACAAGCCUGUGAACAAGCACACGAGAUUAAGGAAAUAUGUCUGAAAUUUUUGGAAAGAGGAGCAGACCCCAAUGCGAUAAACCUAGCUACUGGUCGCACUGCCUUAAUGGAAGUGGCAAGGGAAGGCGUAAUAGAGAUGGUGCGUGGCAUACUUGAAAGAGGAGGAGAUGUUAACAUCUUUGACAACGAAAGACACAAUGCUGCACAUUUUGCUGCCAAAGGAGGCUUUUUUGAGAUCCUAAGAAUUAUUUCAGCUUAUAAUGGAGAUGUGGGGCUCAUUGCUAUGAAUGGGAACACGCCACUUCAUUACGCUGCUGCUGGGGGUUUUGCGGAUUGCUGCAAAUUUAUAGGGCAAAGAGGCUGUGAUCCUAAAUGGAAGAACCUACUAACAAAGACCCCAAGAAUGACUGCCAAAGAAGGUGGUUUUAAAGCAGCAUCAAAGGAACUGCGCAAAAUUGAACGACUCCAUGCUAAAAUCUCCAAACCUGGACCGAAGGAAGACAAUCCACGCUGGGCGAUGAAGUUGCACGAUUGGUCCUUAGAACACCAGACAGCCCUUCGUGAGGCAUUUGAGGUGGUGGAUAGAGGUGAUGGAACAAUAAGCAAAGAUGAUUUUGCAUCAAUUAUUCAGGAGAAGUGUGAUUUUGUGGAUGCUGAACUAAUACAAACCGUUGCUCAGGCACAUGAUAAGUCUCGUGCUGGGGGGGUUAACAUUGAAGAGUUCUUUAAAGGUUCCAAAUACUUGCAAAAAGCCUAUCUUAUUUCGUCUUUUGGACCCAAAAAGAAGAAAGGGAAGAAAGGAAAAGCCAAGAAAGGCAAGUUCUCCAUCCCCGUGCCCAUCUGCGUCAUUCCAGAGAGCUUGUACCCACGCCGAAUAGACGGCGGGCCCCCUUUGUACAUGAUUGAGACCUAUCAGAAUGUGACCGAUGGUAACCGCUUUAAUCGGGAUCACCCCCCUGAACAUCCUUUGCAGGAUGACUCUGUGUGGUACAUUGAUGAGCCGGAGAAGACUUACUCCAAGAUUAACUAUCUUACUAAAGCAGGAGACAUUGUGUCACUGAAAAAAGCAUUUGACGAGGGGGUACCAGUGGACAUUAGAGAUGUAUAUUAUAAAACUCCUUUGAUGGCUGCAUGUGGAAGUGGAAACAUGGAUGCUGUGAAAUAUCUUCUAGAGAAGGGGGCUGAUGUAAAUGCAACUGACAAUUUCAAGUGGACUCCUCUGCACCAUGCCUGCCAUGCAGGUCAACAGGACAUUGCUGAACUGCUUGUGAAGUCUGGAGCAGCGAUAGAUGCAGUUACAAUCAACAGUGCCACCCCACUGAUGAGAGCUAUUGAGAGCUGUAGACUGGACUCGGUGCAAUAUUUAAUUGAUUCCGGUGCGAAAGUCCAGAUGGAAAACAGAAAAGGCCAAAAUACUUUGGACAUUGCAAAGGCGUACGCGGACUUUAGACUAAUUGACCUGCUUCAAGAAAAACUGGACCGUUUGCCAAAACCACCAGAAACCAAAGCAGAUAAAGGGAAGAAAGGGAAGAAAGCUGGCAAGCCUAAACCAGCUGCUAAGCCCACGCGGGGGGAGGCUGCAGCUGCAAACGAGGAGCCACCUCCACCAAUCGUAGAAAAAUCUAUUUUUGAAGAAAAGAAAGAAUCCCUUAAGGACAAUGUUAUUCAUCUGAAUUCUUUAAUAACCAGUGGAGCUACUAAGAAAGUUGAUAUCACAUUCACACCCAGAAAAACUUGGAGCCCGGAAGCAACAACAGCCAGUCUAAUAAGAAAGCGGGAAUUGCAUCGUGAGCGCUUUACUUAUGAGGUGGACUUUGAAGACUUCAUGAUGCCAUUUAAGAAGAAUUUCAUGGGAAAAGCCUGUGCGUUAGAAAUGGCGUCUUAA